AUGCAGAUCUUCAUCAAAACUUUGAAUGGUAAAACUAUCAUUUUGGAAGUUGAGUCAUCAUAUCCCAUUGAAAAUAUAAAAGUCAAGAUCCAAGAAAGGGAAGGUUAUCCAACACACCAUCAACAUCUGUUAUUUAUCAAUAAGGAACUUAAAGACGGACAUACUCUUUCCGAAUACAAUAUUGAAAACGAAUCUACUAUUCACGUGGUGUUCCGUCUCCUUGGUGGUAUGCAAAUCUUUGUUAAGAAGGCCAUUACAUUGGAAGUGGAACCAUCUAAUUCCUUUGAAAAUGUUAUGGCCAUUAUCCAAGACAAAGAAGGUAUCCCACCAGACCAACAACGUUUGAAGAGGAAUCUUGGUUUCUUAGGAUUCUUCUAG
Messenger RNA from Macrosiphum euphorbiae (potato aphid), 378 nucleotides. The record is from the annotation of a GenBank genome assembly. Lineage: Eukaryota; Metazoa; Arthropoda; Insecta; Hemiptera; Aphididae.